CGCGGAGCGGGCGCACACAGGGGCUACAGAGAUGCCGGUCACAGUAGGUGGAUCUUAUGGGUCACAGCCCAAAUGUUUUGACAAAAUAAAGAUGGGCUUCAUGAUGGGCUGCACAGUGGGCAUGGCGGCUGGAGCGCUCUUUGGCACUUUCUCCUGUUUAAGAGUUGGAAUGAGAGGGCGAGAACUUUUUAGCGGCAUUGGCAAGACCAUGAUGCAAAGCGGUGGCACCUUUGGGACAUUUAUGGCCAUUGGAAUGGGGAUUCGGUGUUGAUCUGUGUGAACUGAUGUCUGCUCUAUUGUCCUAUAAAAGAUUUAACAGAGAUCA
Molecule: messenger RNA, 325 nt
Organism: Nanorana parkeri
Lineage: Eukaryota; Metazoa; Chordata; Amphibia; Anura; Dicroglossidae
Gene: ROMO1
Product: reactive oxygen species modulator 1
Exons: 3
Coding region: 32-271 (79 amino acids)
Biological process (GO): protein import into mitochondrial matrix; protein insertion into mitochondrial inner membrane
Cellular component (GO): TIM23 mitochondrial import inner membrane translocase complex
Source: RefSeq, a predicted model, not a curated record